Messenger RNA from Saimiri boliviensis boliviensis (Bolivian squirrel monkey), 2533 nucleotides. The record is from RefSeq and is a predicted model, not a curated record. Lineage: Eukaryota; Metazoa; Chordata; Mammalia; Primates; Cebidae.
GGCUGAGGGACACGACAGGCCAGGCGGGGGGUGAGGAGGCCUGGGUGGCUGCAGGCUGGGCCCUGCUGAGGCCGCUCUUCACACGCAGGCUGGAGCUCAGACACCCCCUGGGCCCGGGCCAUCAUCACUGCCAAUGCCGCCGCCCGAGGAGGGGCACCAGGAGGGGCUAGUGGAGCUGCCCGCCUCGUUCCGGGAGCUGUUCACCUUCUUCUGCACCAAUGCCACCAUCCAUGGUGCCAUCCGCCUGGUCUGCUCCAGUGGGAACCGCCUCAAGACGACGUCCUGGGCGCUGCUGUUCCUGGGUGCCCUGGUCGCACUGUGCUGGCAGCUCGGGCUCCUCUUCCAGCACCACUGGCUCCGCCCGGUCCUCAUGGCUGUCUCUGUGCACUCGGAGCGCAAGCUGCUCCCCCUGGUCACCCUGUGCGACGGGAACCCACGCCGGCCGAUUCCCAUCCUCCGCCAUCUGGAGGUGCUAGACGAGUUCGCCCAGGAGAACAUCAACUCUUUGUACAAGGCCAACUUCAGCAAAGGGAGAGAUGCCCUCGCUGCCACCGCCUCCCGCCUUGAUCCCCACUUCCACCUGGACCGGGAGAUCCGUCUGCAGAGGCUGAGCCACUCGGGCAGCCGAAUCAGAGUGGGGUUCAGACUGUGCAACAGCACGGGCAGCGACUGCUUCUACCGCGGCUACUCAUCAGGCGUGGCGGCCAUUCAGGACUGGUACCGCUUCCACUACAUGGACAUCCUCGCCCUGCUGCCCGCAGCGUGGGAGGACAGCCACGGGAGCCACGGGAGCCAUAAUGGCCGCUUUGUCCUUUCCUGCAGUUAUGACGGCAAGGAUUGCCAGGACUGGCAGUUCCGGACCUUCCACCACCCCACCCACGGCAGCUGCUACACCGUUGAUGGCGUCUGGACAGCCCAGCGCCCCGGCAUCACCCACGGUGAGUGCCAGUCGGUGGCCAGUUUGGGGCAGGGGUGCAGGUCAGAUGGCCUCACACCAACCCUUGGCCUCCCAGGAAUCGGCCUGGUCCUCAGGGUUGAGCAGCAGGCCCACCUCCCCUUGCUGUCCACACAAGCCGGCAUCAAGGUCAUGGUCCACGGCCACAACCACACGCCCUUCCUGGAGCACCACAGCUUCAGCAUCCGGCCGGGGACAGAGACCACCAUCGGCAUCCGAGAGGACGAAGUGCACCGGCUCGGGGGCCCUUACGGCCACUGCACGGCAGGCGGGGAGAGCGUGGAGGUGCAACUGCUGUACAACACCUCCUACACCAGGCAGGCCUGCCUGGUGUCCUGCUUCCAGCAGCUGAUGGUGGAGACUUGCUCCUGCGGUUACUACCUGUACCCGCUGCCGGCUGGGGCUGAGCACUGCAGCUCUGCCCGGCACCCUGCCUGGGGGCACUGCUUCUACCGCCUCUACCAGGACUUGGAGACCCACCGGCUCCCCUGUGCCUCCCGCUGCCCCAGGCCCUGCAGGGAAUCUGCAUUCAAGGUCUCUGCUGGGACUUCCCGGUGGCCUUCAGCCAGGUCGGCUGACUGGACUCUGGCUGCGCUUGGUGAGCAGGGACUGCCACGUCAGAGCCAUGGGCAGAGGAGCAACCUGGCCAAAAUGAACAUCAUCUACCAGGAGCUCAACUACCGCUCUGUGGAGGAGGCACCCCUGUACUCGGUGCCACAGAUGCUCUCUGCCAUGGGCAGCCUCUGCAGCCUGUGGUUUGGGGCCUCUGUCCUCUCCCUCCUGGAGCUCCUAGAGCUGCUGCUGGAUGCUUUGGCCCUCACCCUGUUGAUGGGUGGCCGCAGGCUCCGCAGGGUUCUCCUGGCCAAGGGCCUGCCCUGCCUCGGGACUGUCCAACAUCAAGCUAGAGGCCAGCCAGAUGCCCACACCUGCAGGUGGGAAGUCAGCCAUUCAGGGCCUAGCGGGCCUCAUCUCCCAUGGAUGGUGCUUCACAGGCUCUGGUGAGAGUCUCAGCCAAAGAGAGCUGGGCUAGGCCCCGGCCCUUGAGACCCGGCACCUGAACCGGCCCCGCCAGGGCCCUCUCAUCUCUUAGCCUGGUCCUUGGAGCUGUGGCAGCAACAGGCUGCCCGGCUUCCUGGCUGCCCAGGGUGGGCCAGACCAGCGGCUAGAGCAGCACACGUGACCUGUUGGGCAGGCAGGCGCCGGGCAUGUCAGGGCCUCCGGUCAACCACCCACCCUCCCUAGGGUGGGUCUCCGGGAGGCCCAGGGCGGAGGGGGGUUCCCAUGUGCACAAGUGCGUCUGGAGGUGCUGACGUGCAGUGGCGCACCCGUGUGCGUGUCCACGUCUGACGCACCUCCGUGUCUGUCUGCACGUCCACACGUGAUGCGCCUGUGUGCACGUCUCGGUGUGUCCGUGUCUGACAUGCCCGUUUCUGCGUGUCCACGUCUGAUGCGCCCGUGUGCAUGUCUCUCUGCGUGUCCACGUCUGAUGCACCUACGUGUCUGCACGUCCACACGUGAUGCACCUGUGUGCACAUCUGCCUUGGCGUGUCCACGUCUGACGUGCCCGUGUGCGUCUGC